AUGAUUCGCGAACCGACUUGCGCGAAGCCGCAUCAGACGCUGCAGGAGCAGGUCUCCGGCGUGAUCUCGACAUUCGGCAAAGCUGCGUUCGCCCUGACCACUAGCCUAGUGAUUGUGGCGACGGGCGCUAUUCUGCCGAGUCCUGGCGAUCAGGCGCUGGCGGCCAAUCUGCUUUCGCCGGAGGAGAAGCGCACAGUGAGCAUCUUCGAGCGAGGCACGAAGUCCGUGGUGUACGUGUCGUCGCUCGCGAGGAAGCGCGACACGUUCACGCUGGACCUCAGGGAGAUCCCUGACGGAGUCGGCUCUGGAUUCAUCUGGGACGACGAGGGCCACGUGAUCACCAACUACCACGUCGUGCGGGAGGCGGAUGACGUGGCGGUCACGAUCGGGAGCGGGGGCGUCACGCAGCAGCUGCAGGCCAAGGUCGUGGGCGUGGACAGCGACAAGGACAUCGCCGUGCUGGACAUCGAGCGGCCCGACGACAUCUCGCUGGUCAAGCCCAUCCCCGUGGGGUCGUCCUCCGACCUCGUCGUCGGGCAGAAGGUCUACGCCAUCGGGAACCCUUUCGGUCUGGACCACACCCUCACGACGGGCGUCAUCUCCGGGCUGAACCGUGAGAUCUCCUCGGGCAUCAACGGGAGGCCGAUCCAGGACGUGAUCCAGACCGACGCGGCCAUCAACCCCGGCAACAGCGGCGGCCCUCUGCUCGACAGCCAGGGCAAGAUCAUCGGCGUGAACACCGCGAUUUACAGUGCGUCUGGGGCGAGCGCCGGCGUCGGGUUCGCGAUCCCGAUCGACGUGGUGAAGAACAGCGUGGAGCAGAUCAUCUCGAUGGGCAUCGUCGUGCGGCCCAUCAUCGGCAUCACGUUCGCGCCCGACCCCGCGACGGAGGAGCUCGGCAUCCAGGGCAUCCUCGUCCUGAAGUGUCAGCCGGGCGGCCCGGCCGCGAAGGCGGGGAUCCGGCCCACGACGCGCGACGACUACGGCCGCCUGAACCUGGGCGACAUCAUCCUCUCCGUGGACGGCAAGAAAGUGCGCAAGGCCGCCGACCUCUUCCGCUCCCUCAACAACUCCAAGGUCGGCGACACCAUCGACCUGGAAGUGCUCAGGUCGGAGUCGAAGGAGCCGACCCACAUCCAGCUCGAGCUCGGCGGGCGUCCGGCGCAGUGA
Pedinophyceae sp. YPF-701 is the source of this 1170-nucleotide messenger RNA. The record is from the annotation of a GenBank genome assembly. NCBI's taxonomy places the organism in Eukaryota, Viridiplantae, Chlorophyta, Pedinophyceae.